Fibroporia radiculosa is the source of this 999-nucleotide messenger RNA. RefSeq lists its product as uncharacterized. The record is from RefSeq and is a predicted model, not a curated record. The coding region runs from base 1 to 999 and encodes 332 amino acids. Gene Ontology annotation, cellular component: nucleus; cytoplasm. The transcript is spliced from 7 exons. NCBI's taxonomy places the organism in Eukaryota, Fungi, Basidiomycota, Agaricomycetes, Polyporales, Fibroporiaceae. Gene Ontology annotation, molecular function: protein serine/threonine phosphatase activity.
AUGGCGGACACUGCGACGGAGAUCGACCUCGACUCAGUCAUUGACAGGCUUCUUGAAGUACGCGGCAACCGUCCAGGGAAGCCCGUACAACUGCAGGAAUACGAAAUAAAGUACCUUUGUACGAAAGCUCGCGAGAUUUUUAUCAAUCAGCCCAUCCUACUUGAACUGGAGGCUCCCAUCAAGAUAUGUGGUGACAUCCACGGCCAAUAUUAUGACUUAUUGCGACUUUUCGAAUAUGGAGGAUUUCCGCCAGAAGCGAAUUACUUAUUCCUCGGGGACUACGUGGAUCGCGGCAAGCAAUCCUUGGAAACUAUUUGUCUUCUAUUGGCAUACAAAAUUAAGUACCCGGAAAACUUCUUCGUGCUGAGGGGAAAUCACGAGUGUGCAAGUAUCAACCGAAUCUACGGGUUCUAUGAUGAAUGCAAGCGACGGUACAACAUCAAGCUCUGGAAGACUUUCACCGAUUGCUUCAACUGUCUACCCAUCGCAGCCAUCAUCGAUGAAAAGAUCUUCACGAUGCACGGAGGUCUCUCACCAGACUUGCAGUCAAUGGAGCAGAUCCGAAGGGUUAUGAGACCCACUGACGUCCCUGAUACUGGCCUCUUGUGUGAUCUUCUUUGGUCAGACCCCGAUAAAGAUAUUACAGGUUGGUCGGAGAACGAUCGAGGAGUGUCAUUUACGUUUGGACCCGAUGUCGUGUCGAGGUUCCUGCAGAAGCACGACAUGGAUUUGAUAUGUCGAGCGCAUCAGGUCGUGGAAGACGGGUAUGAGUUUUUCGCCAAGCGACACUUAGUGACCUUGUUCUCGGCGCCCAAUUAUUGUGGCGAGUUUGAUAAUGCGGGGGCUAUGAUGAGUGUAGACGAAACGCUUCUGUGCUCUUUCCAAAUAUUGAAGCCUGCUGAGAAAAAGGCCAAAUAUCCUUACGGCGGUGUGAAUAUGGGGCGGCCGGUCACAACACCUCGCAAACAGAAGAAGAAGGAUGCUAGCAAAAUGGGCUGA